Messenger RNA from Vicia villosa (hairy vetch), 627 nucleotides. RefSeq names its product formin-like protein 3. The coding region runs from base 1 to 627 and encodes 208 amino acids. The transcript has a single exon. NCBI's taxonomy places the organism in Eukaryota, Viridiplantae, Streptophyta, Magnoliopsida, Fabales, Fabaceae. The record is from RefSeq and is a predicted model, not a curated record.
AUGGUUUCUGAUUCAACCUCAGAGUUUGUUAAAGAAGAAACUCUAAAACUUUCUCCAUUGAAGCAUCAAAUUAGAGAUUUCAAAACAGAAGAGAAAUUAAAAACCCAUGAAGUUGUGAUAGGAAGGAAAACAACAUCAUCGACAAAAAUAUCAUUUUCUCAAGAAAAAGUAGCCUCAUCAUCUUCUCCAACGGCGACAGUUCCAGCACUAUCUCCGACGCCAUCCCUGACUCCGUGCCCAUCGAAAACGAACGUGACCAGAUCAUCAAAACGUUCUAUUGUAAGAGUCAAGAGUUGUGCAAAUCCAACUUUAAAACCACAUUUAGGGCUUGACAACAAAAUUCCAACUCCACCGGAACCUCCAACAAAAACAAUUUCAUUUUUGCCUUCAGUACCUCCACCGCCAAUCUACGGUCGCUAUUCGGUACUACGACCACCACCGUCAAAACAACUUGAUUUGUUUAUAACUCAGUCUCCACCUCUAUUGCCUCUACCACCUAAAACCCCAUAUCUGCAAACAUCAUCGAAACAACCAUCGCCGCCGCCUCUAAAACACCAUUUUCAUUUAGCUCUCCGACCUCCUUCUAAACCACCUGACUUUGUUCGAGCGACGACAGUACCACCAUGA